CUGGGGCACACUGAAAUCGGUCACACCACAAUCAUUUAAAAUCAACGUUCGUUGGCAGUGCGCGUCGUUUCCACAGCGAAUUUUGUAAACUUUAAGACUACAUCAGCUACAAGUAAAAUCGUGUUUUAAAGACUUUCAAAGCCAGCCAGUUCAACCAGCAGCGACAAAAUGACAUCCACUGAGCUGAAAAUUGGCCUGACCACCAGCGCCCGUCCCUCGAGCCGAGUGCUGAAGCCACCAGGUGGCGGACACACCAACAUCUUCUCGGAGCCGGACGUGGCCGUGCCGGCCCCGCGUGCCAAGUACAACCAACAGAACUCGUCGAACCUUAACGCCUGCAUGGGCUCUACCGACCCCAACAAGGUGGUGGAGAAGCUGCGCGACGAGGCAACCACCCAGAAGGAGGAGGUCAAGUCUUCCGCCCCGACCAGCCAGCCAAAGGAAUCUGCAAAGCCAGCGGCCACGAACGGAGAGGCUCGUGGACGAGUCCCACCAGGCGGAUACUCGUCGGGUGGAUUCUGGUAGAGGAGUGGGCACGGGGAGCGGAAGCGGCUGCCAAGCAUUUACUGACUCACCAUCACAUCCUCAGCCCAUCAAUAAACAUAAACCUAUAAAUAUAACUCGCUUAUAACAUACGUAUACACACAUAAUUAGAGGCGCAUUAUCUUUAAUCUGCUGAUCAGACAGAGAGGAGGAAAAACUCGAAUUACACUUUGCAAAGCAGCUCUCCAAAUCGUUCUUCCUUUCGUCGAUUCAUUUUCAUACCUCUCACAUAUGUUCUAUCGUAUAAGUAAAACGUUUAACAUGUCUAACGCAAUUGUUGAAAUUAAGUAACUCGUGAUUCCGCCCCUCUCAAAAAAUGGAUAACAUGGAUUGACUUCGCUAAACUCUACCACCUACUACCGAAGCCUAAUUUAGCAUUUGUACUUAACGUGUCCAACUGAAAUUUCUUAAAGUCUGUACAACUUGUCCAAAACAAAAUCCCUUUGUAACCAUUGAUGUAUUAUUCCAAAAUAAAACAUUUAAUUAUAAA
This is a messenger RNA of Drosophila ficusphila, 1033 nucleotides long. RefSeq lists its product as uncharacterized. The record is from RefSeq and is a predicted model, not a curated record. NCBI's taxonomy places the organism in Eukaryota, Metazoa, Arthropoda, Insecta, Diptera, Drosophilidae. The transcript is spliced from 2 exons. Bases 169 to 525 code for a protein of 118 amino acids.